Molecule: messenger RNA, 1087 nt
Organism: Clupea harengus (Atlantic herring)
Lineage: Eukaryota; Metazoa; Chordata; Actinopteri; Clupeiformes; Clupeidae
Gene: arl16
Product: ADP-ribosylation factor-like 16
Exons: 5
Coding region: 153-668 (171 amino acids)
Molecular function (GO): GTPase activity; GTP binding
Source: RefSeq, a predicted model, not a curated record
CUCCCUGAUGUAUAAUAGCCGUGGUAGCAAUAUUAUCUAGUGAGCUUGUUUAGCUAAUUCGGGUGAAAUGAAACAUCUAAACCGUUAAUUUAUUUUCAAUGUAAUGUCAUAUGAAGUGAUCAAAUUUAAAACAAAUACAUAUAAUCGACAGUAUGUGUUUGUUGCUCGGUUCGACUGGUGUUGGAAAAACCCUUCUACUCAAACGUUUACAGAAGCUCACACGAGACCAGCCAGCUGAUUUGGGUGAAGCUCCUGUAACACUCCCCACUGUUGGAACAAAUCUCACCGACCUGAAAUUCAAAAAGAAGAGGGUAACCGUGAGAGAGCUCGGAGGUUGCAUGGGCCCCAUAUGGCAUAGCUUUUACGCAGACUGCGCCUCUGUCAUUUUCGUGGUGGAUUCAGCCAAUAUCACCCAGAUAUCCUCCUCCUGCAUCCAGCUGUUGUCUGUCCUCUCAGCUGAGGCUCUUCAUGGUGCUUCAGUGCUUGUGCUCUUCAACAAAAGGGAUCUUCCUUGCACUAUGACUCUGAUGGAGAUGAAGUCACUUUUCAGAAUGAAUGACAUCAUUGCCUCAGCCCCUCAAUCGAUUACCACAUUGGAGGUGAGCGCACGCUCUGGCCAGGGACUAAAGGAGGUGUUGAGCUGGUUAGAAAGCCUAACUGGGACCUGAAGACGGGCCCAAAACACCAGGAACUGCUCUGGAGCACUGCUCCACAGAGUGUUUGAGGAAGCCUAGUAUCUUGGACUAGAUUGGAUUUACUCCAUGCUGUGGAAACAUAUGCACUGAGAAGAUGACGGUUUUUGAGGCAAUUAUGAAUGACUGCAGUUUCACUUGGUAAAUAUAUAUAUAUAUACACACAACCUAUACUGGACUGCGUUAGUGAAGUUAGAUAACUUUUGGAUCUUCAUAGAAUAGGUAAAUCUAUGAUAAAACAAUGCCUGUAAACAACCUGUAAGGUACAUGCCAAAAAAAGUAUGAUAUGAAAAAUAAAAUGGAACUCAAGUGAUUUAAAUGCCAUUGCUGAGGCAGGACAACUAAAUGAGAGAGAAAAAAAAACACUGAAGAAUAAAUGACUGCAAGAGCUGCAA